Trametes versicolor FP-101664 SS1 is the source of this 3852-nucleotide messenger RNA. Its product is annotated as Dbl domain-containing protein. The transcript has 20 exons. Gene Ontology annotation, molecular function: guanyl-nucleotide exchange factor activity. Bases 1 to 3852 code for a protein of 1283 amino acids. The record is from RefSeq and is a predicted model, not a curated record. Lineage: Eukaryota; Fungi; Basidiomycota; Agaricomycetes; Polyporales; Polyporaceae. Gene Ontology annotation, biological process: intracellular signal transduction.
AUGUACAGCGCGCCCUCUUCUCAGGGCCCCGGUGCUUCGUCUAGCUCGACAUGGCGCGACCCCGAUCUGGUGCGGACAGUCCAGGACAUCAAGCGCCCACUGGAACUGCACGAGAACUUCGUCGAUGAGGAGGAUGACUUCUACGACGAAGACCCCUCUGAGGAUGGCGACGACAGGUUCUUCAACCCCGCAUUGCUCAGCCACAUCGCGGUACGCUUGAGGGACAAGGUCCCACGUGGGACCCAUGUGAAGGGCAGCAUACCGUAUCCUCGUGCUUUCACAGGCAAGGACGUUGUGUCAACGAUCCAGUCGCAAAUCCAGCGCGAGCUCCUCUUGACCCAUGGAAUAUCGACAAACGACCGAAGAGCGGCAUUGCAGGUCGCCCGCAGUUUACAAAGCCAACUAUUCUUCUACGAGGUCGAGUGGGGCGACCGCCCUCUGCAGGAUGGCGUCGAAGACGUGUACAUGUUCUGGGAUGACCAAGAGGGCGGUUCUGACAUGCGCAUGGAGCGUGAGGAGCUGCCGACCGCGGUCAUCACGCUUUUGACGCGCUGCUACGCGUCUAGUUGUGACGACGAGAAUCCAUGUUACUCGUUCACAUGCCCGCGGCGAAGAGGUGCGCUCCCACAACUCAGCCCCUCGGAGAAGGAGGAGGAAGAGGACAAGGAUGAGUGGACUCGGACAGUUCCUCGGGAACUGCUGGCAACCCUGCCGGACAGUGAGAUCAACAGGCAAAACAUCAUACACAAGCUCAUCGUGAAGGAGAAGCAGUACCUUCGUGACCUCGACACCGUUGAGACGCUCUUCGUCCGGCCACUCCGUUCCGCCAACCCGCCCGUCAUCAGGGCAAGUGAAAUCGACGAGUUCAUUGACGAGGUCUUUGGGAACAUUCUGGAUUUGCGGGAGUGCAAUCGCCGCCUUCUAGAAAUGAUCAACGUCCGCCAGCGCGAGCAGUCGCCAGUCAUUCAGGGCAUCGGUGACAUCUUCCUGGAGGCCGCGACUGAGUUCCGCGUGACAUACCCUAACUACGUCGGAAAUCUGCCCGUCGCGGAGAAGCGCAUGAAGGAUGAGUUGGACAAGAACGCAGAAUUCAAGCGCUUCGUUGAGCAAUGUUCAAGGCACCCUGAUGCCCACCGUCUCGACUUGAAGCACUUCCUCAGCAGGCCUUCUGAGCACCUACAGAAGUACCCUGUCGUGCUUGAAGCGAUCUGCAACGAGACGACGGAGGGCAACCCGGACAUUGACUUCCUCAAGGAGGCGAUCGACGCAAUCAAGAAGCUACAAGGCGUCGCCCAACUAUGGACCUGGCAAUCUGCGAUGGGCAAGGGACCUUCCGGGAAACUGGAUUGGCAUAACCUUGUACCAGAGGAGGUCAUCGCCAGCCUGUCGAAACAGGAGAUCAAGCGUCAGAACAUCAUCUUCGAGGUCAUCAAGGGUGAAAUGGACUACGUGCGCGACCUCGAGAACAUCGAAGUGAUGUACGUUUCCCCGUUGCGCGAGAUGGACCCACCCAUCAUCCCGCGGGACCGCCUCGAGCAGUUCAUCCAAGAGGUCUUCCACAACUACGCCGAGCUGCACACCCACCACCGGCGGAUGCUCAACAAGCUCCACGAGAUUCAGCGUGAGGAGCAUCCCGUCAUUCGCAGCAUCACCGCGGCGAUCUACGACGCCGUGCUCAACUUCCGGGAGGCUUACAUGGAGUACAUCCCGAACUACCCGAUUGCGGCGUACCGGAUCGACGACGAGAUCUCCAAUAACCCGGCGUUCAAGAGCUUUGUGGAUCAAUGUACGAGGCACCCGGAUUCGCAUCGACUCGACAUGAAGAACUUCAUCAAUCGGCCCAUUCCCCGUCUUCUGCGUUACGAACUGUUGCUCAAGAACAUCCUCGAUGAGACGCCAGAGGACCAUGAGGAUAAGGACUACAUUCCGCAGGUCCUGGACGUGAUCAAGUCGCUCGGUAAGGAGACAGAGCCCGGUGUUGUGUCUGCGAAGCAGAAGGUCGAAGUGUGGCGGUACAACUCGAACCUUGUCUUCAAGAGCGGCGAAGUGAUCGAUAUGGACUUGCUCCACGAGAACCGAUCCUUGAUACAUACCGGCAAGCUUCUACGUCAGCCCGAUACCGGCUUCGAAUGGAACGGAUGGACGGAGCUCUUCGUUCUGCUUUUCGACAACUACCUGGUCAUGACUAAGCCAAAGGAUAGGGAUGGUACUACCAAGUACCACGUAUACAGACGACCCAUUCCUUUGGACUUGUUGACGUUGGCGAACUUCACCGAUCCUGCCACGCAACGCGGAAACAGCAUCCUCCGACUUGGCCGGUCCGAGCGUCACGCCGGCGACGCCGUGGCCCCCGGAGGCAUGCAGCAGUCCCCCGAUUCCGCUACCGACUCGCGGCUCGUGUACCCGUGCACAAUCCAUCACAACGGACGGCUCGGUGGGCUGUACACCGUGUUCGCGGAGUCGUCGCAGGUGCGGAACGAGUGGAAGCAGAAGCUCGAGGAGGCGAUCGGGCUGCGCAAGGUCGUGCAAGACUCGAACAAGGUGUUCGAGAUCGAGACUCUCAGCGCGGACACGUUCCUUGUCCCCGCGAUGGGCCCGAGCUCGGGCAACACGUCGUGGAACCACGAGAACGCGUUCACUGGCAAGGUUACUUGCUCUGUACCCUUCACUACUGCCGAUGGUCGCGGGCUUGUUGCGAUCGGGUGUGCCGAAGGCGUUUGGAUUGGGUUCCGUCACGACUCGCGGUCAUUGCGCCGUGUGCUUCAUCUCAAGAUGGUGACACAGUGCGCCAUGUUGGAAGACUUCGGUAUCUUCCUGGUGCUCGCGGACAAGUCGCUAUUUGCAUACCAUAUCGAGGCCUUGGUCCCGUCGUCACCACAAAGCGCGCAUACCUCACAGACGCCGCAGAAGCUCAGUGGAAACAAAGACGUACACUUCUUCAGCGUUGGCAACCUGAACGGACGCACGCUCGUUAUUUACAUGAAGAAGAAAGGACUGGACAGCGUCUUCCGUGUGCUUGAACCAGUCGUCGGAAAGAUCAAUGAGCGGACGGACGCGCCGCGGACCUUCGGCUCCAGGUUAGGCUUGCGCUCACAACGUUCUGAAUGGUUCCGCGUGUACAGGGACUUCUUCCUUCCGUCGGAGGCGUUCGACUUGAUCUUCUUGAAGGCGAAGAUCGUCAUCCUGUGCACGAAGGGUUUCGAGAUCAUGGAUCUUACCGACUUCAAGUCCGUCACGAUUCCCCAACGCGACGAUCCUCGACUCGAGAAGUUGGCGAAGCGGUGCGAGUCAUGUCGGCCAAUGGGCAUGUUCCGCUCGAGUAACGACGAGUUCUUGCUCUGUUAUGACGAGUUUGGCUUGUAUGUCGACCGCCACGGAGACCCCAGCCGGUCGAUCGGGACGAUCGAGUGGGAAGGCACAGCAGAGCAUGUCGCUUGGCACCCGCCAUACGUGCUCCUCUUCGACUCGCGUUUCAUCGAGAUCCGGCACGUCGAGACCGGGCGGCUCGCGCAGAUCAUCCCGGGCAACGAUGUGCGCUGUAUCUGGGACGGGCGCGGGGUUACGGGCGUGCCGCAAACGCCGGCCGCGCAGGAGGGGUACGGGCAGGAGAUGAUCUCGCAGGAACCGCGCGUGCACGGGGUGAUGAACCUUGCGGACGCGGCGGCGCCGCUAGGCCCGAACACACGCGCGGGGCGGCCAAUCGCGCAGCACGUCUUCGAGCUCAUCCCGACGAUCCCGUUAUACCUGCCUGGGUCGCUCGCGUCGCCGUCGCAGUCGACGACAUACUUUUCGCAGAACAACUCGCCGCCGCACUCGCCACGGUUGAACCCGGCGCUGUCGUGGCGCUCGUGA